Molecule: messenger RNA, 732 nt
Organism: Exophiala dermatitidis NIH/UT8656
Lineage: Eukaryota; Fungi; Ascomycota; Eurotiomycetes; Chaetothyriales; Herpotrichiellaceae
Exons: 1
Coding region: 1-732 (243 amino acids)
Source: RefSeq, a predicted model, not a curated record
AUGGAAGCGAUACGCCUUCCUACACCGUCACCACCACCGAAGCCGUCGUCCGUCGAGGAUCGACCUCCAUCCCCUGGCGCUCAUCCUGUUGCGUUUCUUUUCUGGCAAAGCAGGAACGCUGCCCCUCCCGUGGCUGCACUGCCGAGGUUAACUCCUCCUACAGACGGUGAUGGUGAUCACGAAGACAGCAAACCACAAACUGCAGCAGAACUCAUGAGUGAAGAGUCAGCACAGCGGUUGUUGGAGGACAACGCCGACAUGGCUCCUCGUGCAGAACAGUGCCAAUCCUCGACCCGUGCAGCAUCACGUAAGCAGCAGCGUCAGCCGACUACGCGUCGUCCUCUAACACGUUCGAAUGGCCGCACAACUUGUUCGACGGCCCGGGUCGACAUUCCAUCUCCAGCUGCCCGAAAAACCAGGCAAGCCCGGAAGGCGGGUGGAGCUCCAAUCUCGUCUUCGAAGAUCUCUAAGCCAACUCCAACGCGUCGCAGCCUCCGGAUCGCGGAAAGAGAAGGCCGCUCGAAAGGUGUUUGUGCCCCAGCAGAAGCCAUGAAAGCUAUGAACAAAGACGAUGUGACAGCGCAACCGCAACUGAACCAGCAGGUCAAGGAGACCUCAACGAGAACGACGAGAAGGAAGACGGAUCGCACCAAGGGAAGACAUCCACCAACAGCGUCGAAGCCGCAAGGCGUUGCAAAACGAAAGGGCCGUUCACGACGUUUGAAUGCUUGA